AAUUUUUGAAUUGAAGUUUUGAUUUUGAUUUGGAUCGUGGAGGUAACAAAGCCAAGGAUCUUGUUACAAAACCAGAACUUUGUACCUGGUAGGCUAGUACAGCAUCAUCAGGAGUUUAAAAGAUAUAUAGAAUCACUCUGAGUCAUGGUAUCUUACCAAUCCGACGAUAUAGUUCUCGUGUACGCAAAGAGGACACCUAUAGGUACAUUCCGAGGUGGACUCAGCUCAAUAAAAGCUCAUGACCUGGCUGUUACUGUUAUUAAAAGUAUGUUAGAAGAAGUAAAAGAGGUAAAAGGUCAUGAAAUCUCUGAAGUGAUCUUGGGACAAGUUCUCACUGCAGGACAAGGGCAAAACCCUGCACGGCAAGCAGUAAUAGCAAGUGGUUUACCAACAUCUGUACCAGCAAGUACAGUGAACAUGGUAUGCGGUUCAGGCUUGAGAGCUGUUGCGAUGGCCAAGCAAGCUAUUCAAUCAGGAGAUUCCACCAUAGUUAUUGCUGGUGGGGAAGAGAACAUGAGCCAGGCACCGCAUUGCAUUGAUAUAAGACCUGGUAUAAAGUUUGGAGAUGCAACAAUGAAGGAUACUAUGUUGACUGAUGGUCUGACAGAUGCAUUCAACGAUUACCAUAUGGGAAUCACAGCUGAAAAUGUUGCAAAGCAAUGGGGAAUCACUAGAGUUCAGCAAGACCAGUUCGCUUUUAACUCUCAGAGGAAAACAGCUGAAGCAAUGAAGGAAAACACUUUUCAAAAUGAGAUAGUUCCUGUCAGCAUUGUAACAAGGAAAGGUACAACUGUGGUGACCAAGGAUGAGCAUCCAAGAGCGGACACAACUGUAGAAGGAUUGAAUGGUCUAAAACCAUGCUUCAUUAAAGAUGGUACUGGAACAGUCACAGCUGGUAAUGCAUCUGGCAUCAAUGAUGGUGCAGCUGUGGUUAUGGUGAUGACACACAAGGAGGCAACCAGCCGUGGCAUCACGCCAUUGGUUAAGAUUGUAACAUGGGCACAAGCUGGUGUUGAUCCAUCAGUCAUGGGGACAGGCCCAAUCCCAGCUAUCAAAGCUGCUCUUUCCAAAGCAGGCUGGUUAAAAGACGAAGUUGAUCUUUUUGAAUUGAAUGAAGCAUUUGCCUCACAGUCAUGUGCCAUCCUCAAAGAAAUUGACAUUGACCACAAGAAGGUGAAUAUUAAUGGUGGAGCAAUAGCACUUGGUCAUCCUCUUGGAGCCUCAGGAUGUCGCAUAUUGGUCACUUUAAUACAUUCAUUGAUUAGAACAAACAAAAGACGGGGUGUGGCCGCAUUAUGUAUUGGUGGAGGCAUGGGUAUUGCAAUGUGUGUAGAAAGAUUUUAAAAUAAAUAUUGACUAAAGACACAACUGAUCUAAUUACUUUAUCCUUAUUUACAUAAUCCUCACCCUCAAUCUAGUCUCUGUUAAUCUGGCUGUUCUCUUCAUCUUUUCAUUUAAUCAUUAUAUAUUUUUAGUUUCCAAAACAUUUAAUGAUUUUACAAAUUUGAGAUAUAUGAAAAAUUGUCAAUCUCAUUUUAUUUUAAUAGAUUAAUCAUGCUUGCAAAUUGUAUCUCUGUCAUAUACUUUACAUAUAUAUAUUACACAAAAUAAAUUCAUUUUG
Molecule: messenger RNA, 1621 nt
Organism: Dendronephthya gigantea
Lineage: Eukaryota; Metazoa; Cnidaria; Anthozoa; Malacalcyonacea; Nephtheidae
Product: acetyl-CoA acetyltransferase, cytosolic-like
Exons: 7
Coding region: 145-1344 (399 amino acids)
Biological process (GO): fatty acid beta-oxidation
Molecular function (GO): acetyl-CoA C-acetyltransferase activity
Source: RefSeq, a predicted model, not a curated record